Messenger RNA from Centruroides sculpturatus (bark scorpion), 637 nucleotides. It is a transcript of the gene mRpL20, whose product is annotated as 50S ribosomal protein L20-like. NCBI's taxonomy places the organism in Eukaryota, Metazoa, Arthropoda, Arachnida, Scorpiones, Buthidae. The record is from RefSeq and is a predicted model, not a curated record. Gene Ontology annotation, biological process: translation; ribosomal large subunit assembly. Gene Ontology annotation, cellular component: ribosome. Bases 84 to 545 code for a protein of 153 amino acids. Gene Ontology annotation, molecular function: rRNA binding; structural constituent of ribosome. The transcript has 5 exons.
CACUUUCUAAAGUCGAUUUUGUAGAAAACGUGUGUUACUUUUCACUGUACUUGUAAGUCCGAAUGUUGUGUAUAUUUUAAAAAAUGGUGCAUUUAACUUCAGUAAAUUUUCUUCGAGUGUGGGGAAGAAUUAAAGGAAGGAGUUCUUUUUUCAAGAAACAACAAAUUUUUCGCUUAUCUGCAAAAUUUUAUGGAAGGAAACGAAAUUGCUAUUCUAUUGCUAUCAAAUACGUUCAUAAAGCACUGCUUCAUUCUGCAGUUGGACGAAAACUAAGGAUACAGAACCAUAUUGCGAUCUGGAAACAACGCUUAGAAGCAGGAUGCCAAGAAUUUGGUUAUGACUAUGGAACAUUGUUACAGGGAAUGAUAAAGAGUGAUAUUGUAUUAAAUAGAAAGAUGCUAUCAGAGUUAGCAAUUUGGGAACCCAGAACAUUUAAGGCAUUAGUAUCAAUUGCUGCAACUAAAAAAUUUUCAGAAGAUUCAAAACGAGGAUUAAAUGAACUUAAACCACCGCCAGAUGGUGUCAUAACUCGUGGCAUGCUAUAAACUAGGAAAGUAAUGAGUAAUAUGUUGUUAAAAUAUCAAUAAAUAUUUUCAGCAGUGCACAUUUGUCUAUGUAAUUUGUUAAAUAGAUUAAU